AUGUCAACGAAAGAGCAGUUUAAAUCGGCAGAUUCCUCAAUAUUCCACAUCAUGAAAAGUGCAAAAAGUAAAAACACAGUCAAGCAGUAUGAAACGUAUUUCAAGAAAUUUACGCAGUGGUGUAUUUCCAAAGAUGUCGCAAGUUUUCCCGCAAAAUCUAGUGUGAUUGCCAUUUUCUUAAGUGGAUUAAUUCAACAAGGAGUUUCUGAAGCAGUUCUGUGUUCAUUUUUCUAUAGUAUAAAGUGGUAUCAUGAUCUUCAUUGUGCGUUUUCUAAUCCCUGUGACGACAGUGUUAUUCAUAGUUUAAUGGAGGGGGGGAAACGAAUUUUAUCAAAGCCCAUAAAGAAGAAGGAACCAAUUUCGCCAGAUGUGUUAGAGAAGAUUAUAAAUGUAUAUGGGGAACGGGAGCAAAAUUGUGAUUUACGAAGUGUGAGAACAGUGGCUAUGUUGUUGUUGAGUUUCGCAGGGUUUUUGCGAUUUAGUGAAUUAUCUAAUAUUAAAGUGAAAAAUAUAAUUUUCAAGAAUUUAUACAUGAAUGUUUGCAUCGAAUCCAGCAAAACUGACGUUUACAGGCGUGGUAACGAAGUGACAUUGGCAGAGGCAGGAUGGAAGCUGUGUCCUGUAUCUUGGAUUAAGCAUUAUUUAAAUUUAGCUGAAAUUCAGGAUAAACCAGAGGAAUAUGUAUUCAGAGCAAUUAGAUUUUACAAGUCAUGUGGAAAAUAUAUGUUGUGCAGUAUUAACAAGCCGAUUUCAUAUACAAGAGCCCGAGAGUUAUUGUUAGAAGCUUUGGAAAAAGUGGGAAUAGAUUCAAAAGGUUUUGGUUUGCACAGUCUGCGAAGUGGAGGGGCAACAACUGCAGCCGAGAAAAAUGUGUCGGAGCGUCUGAUCAAAAUACAUGGACGUUGGAAAUCUGACUAUUCCAGAGACAAUUAUAUUAAGGAUUGUAUAGAUAACAAAUUGAAAGUGUCUAAUAGUCUUUUCGUGUAA
Messenger RNA from Saccostrea cuccullata (small rock oyster), 987 nucleotides. RefSeq names its product integrase/recombinase xerD homolog. Gene Ontology annotation, molecular function: DNA binding. The transcript has a single exon. Lineage: Eukaryota; Metazoa; Mollusca; Bivalvia; Ostreida; Ostreidae. Bases 1 to 987 code for a protein of 328 amino acids. The record is from RefSeq and is a predicted model, not a curated record. Gene Ontology annotation, biological process: DNA recombination; DNA integration.